Pararge aegeria (speckled wood butterfly) is the source of this 3406-nucleotide messenger RNA. RefSeq names its product aquaporin AQPAe.a (gene Drip). The record is from RefSeq and is a predicted model, not a curated record. Lineage: Eukaryota; Metazoa; Arthropoda; Insecta; Lepidoptera; Nymphalidae. Gene Ontology annotation, cellular component: plasma membrane. Bases 191 to 1021 code for a protein of 276 amino acids. The transcript has 8 exons. Gene Ontology annotation, biological process: transmembrane transport. Gene Ontology annotation, molecular function: water channel activity.
UUUGAUCACAGCGCGGUCCGGACGCGUUUUAAAAAUAAUAUUAUUAUUUCGAUAACAUUAUUACAGUGUAAUUACGAUAUAUCGGUUAAUUAUAGUCCCGUAGCGAGAUACGUAGCGGCCGUCUACGAGUUGUACAGUUGCGUGCGCGUACGCAGUGCGUUCAGAUAGUGCUCGAAAAAAAUUCAGAAGAAUGGCCACCAAAGACGUACAAAAUGUAGAGGGCGGAAAUACGAACUCCGCACCGGAAGCAGAGGCCCCAACUAGCAAAGUUUCCCGCCUGCUCGGAACAAGCUCACUAAUCGGGUUAUCCGAUGUGACGGAUAACAAGCUGUUCUGGAGGCAGUUGGUGGCGGAGCUCCUCGGGACCUUCCUGCUGACGUCCAUCGGUGUAGCUGCCUGCAUCGCCAUCGAGAAUGCAGAGGCACCGAAAGUUACCAGCAUCGCCUUGUGUUUUGGUCUACUAGUCGGCUCUAUUGUGCAGGGCAUCGGCCAUGUAUCAGGCGGCCACAUAAACCCGGCGGUGACAUGCGGACUGUUCGCGGCGGGAGACAUCAAACUGCUCAAAGCCAUCUUCUACAUCGUUGUACAGGCUCUGGGAGCCACUGCUGGUGCUGCUUUCAUUCGGUUGGCCGUACCUGAAAAUAGGGUGCUGUCAUUUGGAAUGACCCUUCCAGGAACUGGAGUGACAGAUGGACAGGCGGUGCUAGUGGAAGCUCUGAUCACGUUCGUGCUAGUGUUAGUGGUGCAGGGCGUAUGUGACGCACGCCGCAACGACCUCAAAGGAUCUGCGCCACUUGCGAUUGGCCUCAGCAUCACCGCCUGCCACGCUGCUUGCAUACCUUUCACCGGCUCAAGCAUGAACCCCGCGCGAUCUUUCGGCCCCGCUCUCGUCAUGGGAGUAUGGACUUCGCAUUGGGUAUACUGGGUUGGUCCGAUCGCGGGCGGCGUCAUCGCAGGGCUGGUCUACAGGUUCAUUCUGCGCAUCGGCAAGACGGGCGACAGUGGUUCAUACGAUCUAUAAAUAAUCCAUCGACUACCACGCAUAUACACACCAUGUGCCUUAUUUAUACUGUUUCUCGUGUAACGCGAUAUUAAUGUGUAUUUGCAUUACUAAAGGUAUAUAGUUUCUGCGCAGUAGAGAGUGUUUGAGCAGCCAGGUAUAUAACAAGGAAGAAUCCUUUUCCCAUUACGAUUUAUUGCUUAUAUACAAUGAAACUAAGCGCUAGUUCAGACACGGCGACAGCCGAGCGAUUGUAGAAUCGCAUGGAAUUUUCGCAUGAUUAUAGAAUCGCGCGGAUCUUAUUUAUAUGAGUUAUAAGUAACCGUUCAGACACAACCGCGCGGUUAAUCAAGCCAGACAAUAGAAUCGCGCUGCUCCCGCGCAUUACUAUGCAGUCCUUACUUCACGUUCAGUUGCGUUGCGGAUACCGCGUAGUUAGCACGUCACAGCUCGUCAGUUCGCCAUGGAUCAUUUCGACACUAAACUUUUUAAUUAUGAAAUUGAGAAGAAACCUGGAAUAUGAGAUCUUCAGUGUGAAGAUUACUCAAGUUUUUUUAAGGAGCAACUACAGGAAACACACACACUUCUUCGUCGACCUCCAUUUUUAAACUGACGUUCACCCGAAAGGAAAAUCGCAUAAUAACCGCCGGUGUCUGAAUAGCAUCACAAUUUUGCGGGUUCAAACCGCGCGAUUAGUAAACGCGCGGUUCCCGCAUGUGUGAACUAGCGCUAAGAGAUAUUUUAUUAUUAAAUUUUAAUGUGGAUGCCAUAAUAAGUUAAGUAGGGUUCCAUAGUAAAAAACUUUUUUAACAGCCAUAAAAUAUUGUACUCAUCAUCGCUGAUUUAAUGGUCAGAGUCGGAGUGCUCGUUAUACAUGAAAUAAUUACCAACCCUAAAGCUUCUUUAUUACUCGAUGUUGCAGAAGUAUCUUUUAAUUUUUAUUUACCCUGGUCAAACACUCUGUACUAUUGCACCUAUAUAUGAAACCUAUUGUGCUUAUGCAAUGUUAGAUAGUAGAAAAAAGCACUAACCUUGUGACUAUCAUAUAGCCGCUAUUAUGGUCGCUAUUGGUAGAUUUAUUUUACUCUCGCUCCAAUUAGGUUCUUUAUAGGUAUGUUUUAGGUGACCAAGACAUCUUUGAGGAUUUAUCGAAUGAAGUCAAAAAUAACUAUUAAUCUUUUAACAGAAAAUCAAAUUUACCUAUCUAGGAGGAGCACCAUUUUUCACGGUUUAUAAUCUGUAUAAUGCACAUAUUUUAAGCACUGAGAUAUAUAAAUUGGGUACUUUAAUAUCUACACGAGUUACAGUCUCAUUAUAAGCUCAUUGAUAUAAACUUAUUUUAUGCGCUGUUAUAUAUAAUCAUAGUUACAUUUUAUAUAAUAAGGUUUAUUAAUGGGCUUGUUAUGUUACUUUUUUUAAACAUUUAAUAAAGUAUUUUAAACUGUUUUUAAAUUCCAAAGUCGAUGUAUAACAUCGAGUGUCAAAAUUAAUGCAGGUGCAAAAGUUUUAAUGAGGACAAACUGUAGAUAAGACGCAAAGUUUUUAUAGUAGCGAAAUAAAUUUUUGAUGUAAAAUUUGUCAAAAAAUUCAAUAACUGUCAAAAUUUACGUCACAAAAUAAUUUUCGAAAAGCCCGAUUGGAUCGUUAAAAAAAGAAAAAACGCAGUGAUCCAAAGUAUUUUAUAACGCCUAAAAGCGCUUCUAUAAUUUGUUCUUAUCACGACGUUAGAUGAUUAUAAGUUAAAUGCCGAAACCAUUUGCCUUUUUGGAAAAUAUUCUUGAAAAGUUUCUUACGGAAAGCCGAACUGAAAGAGUCGCCCGGAAUGUUUAAAAAUAGCGAGAAUACUGAAUACUUUUUCCAGAUUUUGGUUCGAUCUCAAGAAAGUCUUUUCACGAUUUCACAAAACACUACAAAUAAGUUUAUUUAAAUUUUAACAUGACAUUUGCCCAAAUAAAUAAUGAUUAUUAGCUUGGAUGAAUCUUAAACUGAGGCUACACAAUACAAGAAACGAUAUGCGAUCCAUACAUCGCGCAUACUAAAUCAUACCACGCUGAUUUGUAUGGAUUGCCUGUCACGAUAUACCUUAGUCUCGAACCUACAUCGCUGCCUGAUUUUUAUCUCAAUUUACCUACUCUUAGUAACAUCUAACGUCUUUAUGCCUCAUUAAUUUACUUCGAGCAAAUACCCGGACGAUUGUUUGUGAGAUAAGUUAUAUUAUUUAGUUAUUUAAGAUAGGGUUUACAAAAGUAUUAAGUCUAUUUAUGCUAUGUGAAUAAAAUAAGUAUAUGGAUAAGUUAAGAAAGAGUUCAUUAUUACGAAUACCAGGUUUGACGUGAGCUGGAUUUUGUUUGUAUGUAAAACAUAACACUCACGAUGUUUAAUGCGAAAAUAAAUAAUACAAAGAUA